AUGGAUCUCCUAUCUGGCCUGCGCAAGGGCGAUUCCUCGCGUGGCGGCCGGUCCGAGUUUAAAUGGGAGGAUGUCAAGGAGGAUAAGGACCGUGAAAACUAUUUAGGGCAUUCUCUUAUGGCCCCUGUCGGUCGAUGGCAAAAAAACAAAGACCUCACAUGGUAUGCUAAAUCUGGGGCUGGUGAGACGUCAGCUGAGGAAGCCCGUAAGGAGGAGAUCCGGAUGAUCAAGGAAGCGGAACAGGAUGCUCUUAGUGAGGCCUUAGGAUUCAAGGCCUCUGUCAAGAGACCUAUGGAUCCUGUUGACCAGGGCGAGGUCAAGAGGGCUAUUAGGGAGUCCGGAAAUGAAGAGGAGGAGGGUAAGGGAGUUGGUUUCGGGAAGAGAACCGGAAAGAACAUUCUCGAUGGCGCGUCUAGGGGAUGGGAUGAGGGAGGUGGUGUGAAAGGGGAGUUUAAGCCCGCGGAAAAGGGUAGAUGGAGAGAACGUAGUGGUAGACGGGAGCGGAGCAGAAGUAGGGGUAGGGACGGUGGGGAUAGCCACAGACACUGGGACAGAGACCGGGGGGGAGUGAGAGUCACAGCCAUUGACCAGGUAACCGGUUUUAUGCAAUUAUCCUACCCUCCAGCCCAGAUGCGACAAUCGGUUGCUGGCGUUGAGGACAAAAUAAUGCAUGAUGUCCAUUCCCCGGGACAAAUUGAGCGUAUCCUUCUCGAAGAAAACGGCACCGGUCCUGAAAAGCCACCCAACGGCAAUUCCUUCAAAAAUAUUACUGUCCUGCGUGGAGGCGAUGAUCUAGGAACCCUUUUUUUUCUUCGGUCACAAUUCUUCCAAGUAUACCUACCGCCAAUUGAAGGGGCCGGUCCUUCAGCUGAAGGCAAGAAGAGAGCUACAUCCCGCUCACUCAAGGCCUCAGAAUCCUCCCGUUUGACGGUAAACACAAAGAGCAAGUCACCUAUCGAUGAGACACACCCCAACAACAAACACAUUGACGAAGAGACGAUAAAGGGAGAAGAGGAAGAGCUUGUUAAAAAACCAACAACCAGGAAUCGUUCCCCUGCAGUGGAAACUCCGAGAAGUAGCCCUCGCCGCACCCGGGAUAAGAUUGCAAAGACCGCAUCUCUAGUUGAUGAGAUGCACCCUGGUGAUAAACAAGAAGACGACAAGGCGCUGGAGGAGCAAAAGUCACCUGCAACCAGGAGGCGUCGGGCUAUGCGGAGGCGCUAGUUUGCUCUUUUCUUACUUUCUGGGGCCGCCGUGUUGAGGGGGCGUGAGAGUGAGAGAGUUCGUAUCUUAUCAGAUGUUACAAGUGGUUCUAAGUCUUUAUUUCGCACACUUUCUUAAUUUCCUAGGGGAAUUUUUACUUCUCACACUUUUCGUUUUGCAGGUGGUCUGUGUCAGUCUAUUAUAUCCCGAUUCUAUUUCAGCCUUUGCUCAAAGGCUAGAUUGAUGGAAAGACGGAUCACCAAAUUGAAUAAGAAAAAAAAAAAA
Messenger RNA from Tuber melanosporum (Perigord truffle), 1488 nucleotides. RefSeq lists its product as uncharacterized. The record is from RefSeq and is a predicted model, not a curated record. Bases 1 to 1224 code for a protein of 407 amino acids. Lineage: Eukaryota; Fungi; Ascomycota; Pezizomycetes; Pezizales; Tuberaceae. The transcript has 3 exons.